AGGAGAUUGCCUCUGCUCGUACUUGCUGUCGUCGUGUUUCUCAUCGUCGUCUUCCUCCACGUGUGUUUGUCGUGGCGGUUGUGGAAACAACAUCGCAAGAGGAGGGUUUCAACGAAACGGGCGGCAGGGGAACGUCCGAUGGUGGGCAUGCAGGCACGCGCAGGUGUUGGUGCAGGUCUGGGUGGAAGACGACCUCUGACUGCGGAGCCUCCACGGCGGUACGACCCAUCUGCGUACAGCCAUCUAGAGUCGUGGGAUACACCACUGCCCCCGUCGGAUGAGGACCCGGAGACGGAAGAACUUCCAACGUUGCCUCUUGCCAGCGGGUCGACGCAGCCUUUGUCGCAGACGGUGCGAGCAUGCGGUUCGGCUAGCAACGAAGGAGGCGAGUUCACCUCACUGCUGCACCAAGGCUUGGAAGAUGACGACGACGGGGGACUUGAUCUCAGGUUCGGGUUGUGUUUUGGCGGCGCUAGGGAGGCGAGCCGCACGUUUAUCAUCGACGCCGAUCCUUCGCCACGUGGCAUUCAACAAUCUGGAAGUCUGCAUACGGAGCACUCCAAACUUCGUGGCGGUGCGUCCAUUACUGGCGGUGUCGGGCCAUCCGCAGUAGGCCGACAGCAUGGAUCGAGUGCACCGUCGGCCGAUCGAUUGACAAGUACGUGCCCCGCACGCAAUGGAGUCGCAGACGGGUCCCUGCGCAUCGGCGGUGCACGUCCUUCAAUGCCCAAACGCACAACGACGAACCAACCCGACCUCAGGGACGACGGCGCGUGCAGACCAGCGGUGCGUCCAGCACCCACUAUGGAGAACAUCACACGAGGUGUGUCAAACAUGCGGGCACAUAGCGAUGGCGGCGACGACGACGGUGGUGGCGGUGAUGAUGCUGACGAACGAUUCAGGGAGGACGUGGAUGCAGGGGACGACGACGAUGACAUUCCUAUUCGGCCUUUGGGGAAGACGGGUGGGAGGGGGAGAGGACGCAGCAGAGCAAAACGCGGGGAGGCCUAAAGACGCGGACGACUGCAUGAAGAAGUGGGACAAUCUCUUCCAAAACUACAAGAAGAUACAGAGGUUUCAGAAUG
Chara braunii is the source of this 1085-nucleotide messenger RNA. NCBI's taxonomy places the organism in Eukaryota, Viridiplantae, Streptophyta, Charophyceae, Charales, Characeae. The record is from the annotation of a GenBank genome assembly.